Molecule: messenger RNA, 1653 nt
Organism: Purpureocillium lilacinum
Lineage: Eukaryota; Fungi; Ascomycota; Sordariomycetes; Hypocreales; Ophiocordycipitaceae
Biological process (GO): carbohydrate transport; transmembrane transport
Cellular component (GO): membrane
Molecular function (GO): carbohydrate:proton symporter activity
Source: RefSeq, a predicted model, not a curated record
AUGGAGCACCCUGGCGCCGCGGAACGCGAGCCGGGCGAUAAUAAUGCCAAGGCCACAGCCCACCAGUACGAAGAUGCCGGCGUCGCCAAGCCGGGCGACGCCCAGGGCCGUGGCUUGGAAAUCGGCGAAACGCGCGAGAUUACCGUGACGGAGCACGAGCUAGGCUUCUGGAAGGCGAUUCGAAUGUACCCGCAGGCCACGUUUUGGUCCAUGUUCUUCUGUAUCGCCGUCGUGAUGGCGGGUUUCGACGCCCAGAUCAUCACCUCCUUCUACGCCCUCCCUGCCUUUCAACGCAAAUAUGGCGACCGCAUCGGAGACCAUUACGAGAUCUCAGCACCUUGGCAGACAGCCCUAGGCAUGGGCAAUCCCAUCGGCCAGUGUGCUGGUGCAUUGGCCAGCGGAUAUCCUCUCCAGGUGCUUGGUCGGCGCAAGACGUUGGCGAUCUGUUGUUGUUGGUCGAUCGGCUUCGUCUUCGUGCAGUUCUUCGCCACGUCCAUUGGCAUGCUCUGCGCGGGCGAAAUUCUCGGCGGCCUAGCGUACGGCUUUUACGUUGUCAUUGCGCCGACCUAUGCGUCGGAAAUCUGUCCCGUUGUCCUUCGUGGUGUUCUCACGGCGUCGGUCAACCUGGCGUUUGUUAUCGGGCAGUUUAUCGCGCAGGGCUGCGCCGCCGGCGUGGAGAGCCGAUUGGAUGAAUGGGCCUAUAAAGUUCCCUUUGCUAUCCAAUGGGUGUGGCCUGUUGUACUUCUCGCGGCGCUGCCCUUUGCCCCCGAGAGCCCGUACUGGCUCGUCCGCCGUGGCCGUCGGGAAGAGGCGCGCAAGGCCCUUCUCAAGUUGACGUCGGCCAAAGACCGACCGGACAUUGACAAUGUUCUCGUCGGAAUUGAGCAGACGGAUCUCCUUGAGCGUGAGUACGAGACAUCGACAUCCUACAUGGAUUGCUUCAGAGGUGUCAGCCGCAGAAGGACGGAAAUCUCCGUCAUGGUCUACCUCAUCCAGGUCAUCGGCGGGAACCCUCUCAUUGGAUACGCCAAUUACUUUUUCGAGCAGGCGGGCCUUGACUCGGCCGAUGCAUUCAACAUGGGUGUUGGCAAUACGGCACUCGGCUUCACAGGCACGCUCAUAUCGUGGCCGCUCAUGAACUAUUUCCUCUUUGGGCGGCGUACCAUCUACAACUCCGGCAUGGUCCUCAUGACAGUCCUGCUUUUUGUGAUUGGGUUCCUCGGCAUUCCCAAGAAUAACAAAGGCGCCGUAUGGGCUCUUGCCUCCCUCAUGGACUGCUGGACGUUCAUCUACCAAAUGACCGUUGGUCCCAUUUGCUUCGUCAUCAUAUCCGAAAUCUCGGCGACGAGACUUCGCGAGAAGACCAUCGCGGUUGCCACUGCCGUGCAGGCCGUUGCGUCCAUCGUGUUUACCAUUGCGAUGCCUUAUAUGCUAAACAGCGACGAGGCCAAUUGGGGAGGCAAGACUGGGUUUUUGUUCGGAGGCAUUAGCGCGCUCUGUCUCGUGUGGUGCUUUUUCCGACUUCCGGAGAGCCGUGGCAGGACGUACGAGGAACUGGAUAUCCUGUUCCAGAGGCAGAUCCCGGCGAGGAAGUUCAAGGACUAUGAUCUGAUUGCGGAGGCGGAUGCCGGAGAGGGGCCGUCUGCGUCAUGA